Cryptococcus wingfieldii CBS 7118 is the source of this 1773-nucleotide messenger RNA. RefSeq lists its product as hypothetical. Gene Ontology annotation, cellular component: plasma membrane. Gene Ontology annotation, biological process: nucleobase transport; transmembrane transport. Lineage: Eukaryota; Fungi; Basidiomycota; Tremellomycetes; Tremellales; Cryptococcaceae. Gene Ontology annotation, molecular function: nucleobase transmembrane transporter activity. The record is from RefSeq and is a predicted model, not a curated record. The transcript is spliced from 10 exons. Bases 1 to 1773 code for a protein of 590 amino acids.
AUGGCUCUAGUAGAUAAGCGUGACCAUACCCCAACUAUCUCUUCGCAGUCUCUGUUAAAGACAUUCCCCCUCCACGAGUCUUGGCACGAAAUGAGGCUCAGCUUCAUCCCGACCCCUUGGAAAUGGCGGCCUCGCGAGUGGCUCACCAAGCAGUACUGGUUUUUGGAAACGGCCGACGCGACGUUUGCCGAUAAGAAGGGAUUCAGCAACGCUGAUGUGGAUGUGGUACCUCCUGAGCUACGGACCUGGAAUUGGUUCAACUUCAUGUCACUCUGGAUCGCAGAUGGAGGUAAUAUUGGAACCAUGCAAAUCUCUGGCAGUAUCAUGUCUCUGGGGCUUGACGUCCGACAAGCUAUUGUCGUCCUUGUCAUAGGAAACUGUCUCAAUGGCGUCUUCACAGCGCUUCAAGGCUACAUGGGUUCGCGAUACCAUAUCCCAUUCACCAUCGCCACGAGAGCUUCGCACGGAUUCUGGUUCUCGUACUUUGCGGUGGUAUCGAGAUUGAUCUUGGCAUUCUUUUACUUUGGAUCAAAUACCUACCUUGUGGCUCAAUGCACUCAGAUUAUGAUUGGGGCAAUCUGGCCUUCUUUUUUGAAUAUCCCCAACCAUAUUCCUGCGAGUGUUGGUAUUACAAGUGGGCUCAUGGUAGCCUUCCUCAUCGGCUGGUUGAUUCAAUUCCCUCUUCUGAUGAUUCACCCAAGAAAAAUGCGGUGGUUGUUCUUUGUAAAGUCGGUCAUGGCUGUAGGCGGUACACUUGCCAUGGUCGGUUGGGGAGUGACUGAAGCGGGCGGAGGUGGGCCUGUCUUUGCUCAAAAGGGGAUGCUUGAGGGGCAAACGCUCGCGAUGGCGUAUGUUGCCGGUAUUGUCCUGACGACCAACAGUCGGCUGACUCUAGCCAUCAACAUUCCCGAUAUGUCUCGUUACGCUAAGCGACCUGCUGAGACUUGGUGGCAGGCAAUCAUCAUCCCUAUCGUCUACAUCUUCUUCGGUAUCUGUGGGAUUCUCAUUGCUUCCACUUCCCAGAUCAUCUACGGCUCCAUCAUCUGGUCACCUUUACUCAUCAUCCCCAGAUGGGGCUCAAGAGCUGCUAGAUUCUUCAUUGCCUUCGCCUUUAUGAUUACCACCAUCGGCACGAAUAUCGCUUCCAACUCUGUGGCUGCGGCCAAUGACAUGACCUUCUGCCUACCCAAAUAUAUCAACUUGAAGAGGGGAGCCUUCAUUGUCAGCGUUCUUGGCGCUUGGGCUAUACAGCCGUGGCAGAUCCAGAAGAACGCUGCGACGUUGAGUGCCUUUUUGGGAGGGUACACUGUCGUUCUCGGACCUCUACUCGGCAUUAUGGUCACAGACUUUUGGCUUGUACACCGAGGCCGCCUCGACGUCCCCUCAUUAUACCGCGUCCGUGGCAUCUACCGCUACCAAAAGGGUGUCAACUGGCGAGCAGUUGUGGCAUAUGCGGUGGCUGUGCCGAUCAAUCUUCCCGGUCUGGGGCACGCGGUAAACAACAACAUCGCUUUGCCUUCGGCCUAUAUCAACUUCUAUACCGCCAAUUGGUUUACUGGGAUCGCUAUCGCAAGUUCAAUCUACAUGAUAUGCUGCUUGGUGUCUCCUCCCACAGCCACACUUUUGGAUGCUCCUAUCGAAACCGACGAUUUACUUCCUCGUCAGACGGUGGUGGAAGAGCUCGUUAUUGGCGGUGGGGCGGGCAAGGCAGAGGAGGAUGUUGACGAUGGGAAGAAGCCUUAUACUGCCGUGUAUGUUCAUAGUGUCGAUUGA